Messenger RNA from Drosophila hydei, 6908 nucleotides. RefSeq names its product bromodomain and WD repeat-containing protein 3 (gene BRWD3). The record is from RefSeq and is a predicted model, not a curated record. Gene Ontology annotation, biological process: regulation of cell shape; regulation of transcription by RNA polymerase II; cytoskeleton organization. NCBI's taxonomy places the organism in Eukaryota, Metazoa, Arthropoda, Insecta, Diptera, Drosophilidae. The coding region runs from base 13 to 6891 and encodes 2292 amino acids. Gene Ontology annotation, molecular function: protein binding. The transcript has 15 exons. Gene Ontology annotation, cellular component: nucleus.
GCAAUUCGUAGUAUGACAGAAGAAGAAGCUGAAAAAAGUAUUUCAGUCGAGUUUCAGUACGACAAUUUUUGUAAUUUCGUAAUAAAAUGUGUAAUAAUGGAAAACAGGCAGCCCAGUUUAAAUGAUGUGAUAGUGCCAGAAUUGUACUUCCUAAUUUCAAAAUUUCUGACUGCGGGGCCGCUGGAAGAGACAGCAAAGGUUCUAGUGCAAGAAUUAGAGCAAAAGAAGGUACUGCCCCGACGCACCGACUGGCUAGGAAAUGAGCAUGAACAGACAUUUGCUGAAUUGGAACAAAAAUACGCGCAUAUUGGCCCGAAUCAUUUGCUAGAAAUAUGCAGUCGUCUUGGUCCAUUAGUCGACAAGGAGUUGGCACCAAGCGUCCCAGGAAUAAGCUCAUUGCUUGGCACUGGCCGUCAAAAUUUGUUACGCACAAAAGACACCGUAUAUCGGCAUCGUACUCUUCGGGAUUAUUGCACACGUCUGCAUGGCAUUUCACUGCCAGACUCAACGCUCACAAAGCCCAUACACAAUUUAACCAAAGUAAUCAACGGCCGAGAACAUGGUGGUUUGGUUCGUCGCAAAUUGCUGGUGCCCACAGAUCUCUACCGCAAGACAAAGCUGUUGCGGCGCACAGUUGGCCACCUUUCCUCGGUGUAUUGUGUACUUUUUGAUCGCACUGGUCGCUACAUAAUCACUGGUGCCGAUGAUUUGCUUAUCAAGAUUUGGUCUGCGGCGGAUGGGCGUCUGUUGGCUACGCUGCGCGGAGCCUCCGCCGAAAUAACCGAUAUUGCAAUUAACUUGGAUAACACAAUGUUGGCUGCUGGCUCAGUUGAUCGCAUUUUACGCGUUUGGGACAUGCAAACAACUUCACCGAUAGCAGUUCUUGCCGCCCAUACGGGCAUGAUAACCUCUGUUAAUUUUUGUCCAUCGCCACGCAGCGAUCUCAAAUAUUUGGUGACAACCAGCACAGACGGUUCAAUUGCCUUCUGGCAGUAUUCGACACCGCGUGGCCAAAAGAUAACUUUCGCACCGAGGCCCACACAGUACCAUGAAAAGUUAAGGCCGGGCCAAGCUCAGAUGAUGUGCACUACUUUCUCACCGGGUGGCAUGUUUUUAGCAGCUGGCUCAGCAGACCAUCAUGUGCGCGUAUACAUGAUGGCCGAAGACGGGCCCAAGCGCAUACUGGAAAUAGAAGCUUAUACAGACGCAGUCGAUUCAGUGCAGUGGUCGCAUCGCGGCUUGCGUUUCAUAUCAGGCAGCAAGGAUGGUACAGCGCACAUCUGGACCUUUGAGUCGCAACAGUGGAAAAGCAUUAAGCUAUGCAUGACCGAAAGGCUGCCGAGCUGUCCAGAGCCAGAGGAAGGCAAGAAACUAAAGGUUACAAUGGUUGCCUGGGAUGCCUCUGAUCGUUAUGUUAUUACGGCAGUCAAUGAUUUUACAAUUAAAAUCUGGGAUUCAAAAUCCGCUAAGCUACAUCGCGUGCUUCGGGGCCACAAGGAUGAACUAUAUGUGCUAGAAUCGAAUCCAAGGGAUGAACAUGUGCUGCUUUCGGCAGGCCAUGACGGUCAGGUGUUUCUGUGGGAUAUUGAGCAGGGCGUGUACGUGGCUCAGUUCUUUAACGACAUCGAUGGCCAAGGACAUGGCAGCGUAUUCGAUGCCAAAUGGUCACCGGAUGGCACCAUGAUAGCGGCGACUGAUUCACAUGGCCAUAUAUUAAUCUUUGGCCUUGGUAUUGGCACAGAAAAGUACAAAUUGUUGCCUACAGAGCUAUUUUUCCACACGGACUUUCGUCCGCUGCUACGUGAUGCACAUCAUCAUGUAGUGGAUGAGCAAACGCAAAUAAUGCCGCAUUUAAUGCCCCCACCAUUUCUUGUCGAUGCUGAUGGUAAUCCCCAUCCGACUAAAUACCAGCGCUAUGUUCCCGGCCGUGAAAGAUGCAGUACGGAUCAACUAAUACCCAAUUUAACCGUGGGCAUCGAUGGUAUUGUCAUUGAGGACAAUAUAAAUGCGCCGCCGAACGCUGCAGCUCCUGCUCCCGCUGCAGCAGUUGCUGUUGGGGUCGGAGGUGUGGCAGCAGGAGCCAUUGGACCAGGCGGCAAUGGACCAGGUGGCAAUUAUUCGCAUAUUGAUCGCAUGAUUGCUGCGCUAGCUAAUCGUCAGGGCAACAACGUUAAUAACGCGAAUGCGAACGAUGGCAACAUUUUGAAUCAGUCAUUCGAGCGACUUAUCAUGCGGCAAGGACAGGAUCAACUGCCCGAUUCGAAUUCCUCACGUAGUACCCCGCAACGCGGUAACGUGUUGGGCGGACGUCGUUCGUUGGCCGAGGGCGCGCCUCGUCAAGGUUGGGCCGCAGCACUGCCAGCAGCACCGGCGCCAGCAGCGGGUGAACAGUUGCAAGCUGAACCACUACUGGCUGUCCUACCUGCACAACAAGCAAUGCCAUUAAAAUUUGUGCGUCGUACUUACGUGCGCCCCAUGAAAUAUGCUCAACUGCAGAACCUCAAGCAAACCAUAUAUUCUGCUGGGCAGUACGAAAUGCAAGAAUAUAAACGUGAAAUGCGACGUCGCCCUAUCAUGAUUAAUACGGCCAGUGCAGCUUCUGCGCUUUUGGCUGGAGUUGGCAGGCAACGGAAUACACGAUCUAAUGGGGGUGGAAGGCCUGGACGUAGACGUGGCGCUCAAUCCGGUCAACAGCAGCAAGGAGGCCAACCGCCAGCCUAUCGGACGCGUGCUGUACGUGGUCAGGAGGAAGACAACUAUGAAGAUGCAGCGGUGGCCGCCCCACAUGAGGAGGAGGAAGAUGACGAUAGCAGCAACAGUUCCGGAGACACAAGUUACUCGAAUGUUGAAGAGAAUCUUGAGGAUAGUAGUGAAGAAUCAGACACAGAUAGCUCUGAUUAUUCAGACUGGGUGGCCGACACGCCCGGCCCAAAUCUCGAGCCCCCAAAGCGCUCCAAGCGCAAACCACUCUCUCGUCGUCGAACUAUCACCGAUGACAGUAGUGAUGAUGCAACGCCAGGUCAUGCAGCUGCCUCCAGCAAAAAGCGUGGGCGCAAGCGAGUGUUAAUACCGCCAACGGCGCCAAAUGGCGAAAUUCCAGAGCUUUACCGUCCAGCUGAGUGGCUUUCGGAAGUAAUACCACGCAAAGCACCGUACUAUCCUCAAAUGGGCGAUGAGAUUGUCUACUUCCGCCAGGGUCAUCAGCGUUAUCUAGAGGCUGUGCGUCUCAAAAAGGUCUAUAAACUAUCGCAUAGCUCAGAGCCCUGGAACUUUCGUACGCUACGUGACCAUGAGCUGGUGCGUGUAAUUGGCAUUAAAUACGAGAUUCGUCCGCCGCGUUUGUGCUGCCUGAAGCUGGCCAUCAUUGAUGAUGAGGGAAAUAUGACGGGCACUACAUUUAAAAUUAAGUAUCAUGACAUGCCUGAUGUGCUGGACUUUCUGGUACUGCGUCAGACCUUCGAUUUGGCGGUGCAGCGCAACUGGAAUAUCAGCGAUCGCUUCCGCUGCAUGAUCGGCGACGGCUGGUGGAUGGGUCAGAUUGAGUCGCGUCAUGCACUCAGUGCCGACUUUCCAGACUCGUUUUUCAUGUGUUUCCGCGUACGCUGGGAUAAUGGCGAGUACGAAUAUAUGAGUCCCUGGGACAUGGAGCCCAUUGAUGAACAGCGCCUACCUGAUGAAGUGGGCGGCGCUGUACCUGUACUACCAGAAGAAAUACGCGCCACUCUAUAUCAGCCGAAGUCCGAGGAGUGGCAUCGGGGCGAUCGAGACGGCACUUGUCGUCGCAUAAUCAAUGGACUCGAACAGGUGAUGCGCCUAUCCAUAGCGGAACACUUUCUGGCGCCAGUUGACCUCAAUAUAUAUCCGGACUACGCCUAUUUAAUUGAGUAUCCCAUCGAUUUAACAACAGUCAAGUCGCGUUUCGAAAAUCACUUCUACCGUCGCAUCACGUCGGCUCAGUUUGAUGUCCGGUAUUUGGCCACUAAUGCGGAGCAGUAUAAUCGUCGCCACACAAGCAUCGUGAAGCAUGCACGCAUUGUGACUGAUCUUUGUUUACGUAUCAUAAGGGAAGCCGAUGAGAUAGACGUGGCAGCCGUUUAUCAUCAGCUGGUUGACGUUUACCACUCAUCAGAGUCGGAGAAUGAAGCUGAUUCAGAUGUUGUACCAUCGACCAGCACCGGUCCAACCACUUCAGCAGCAGCUGCCCGUCAGCGGGUUUCAUCGACACGACGCUCGAAUCGUAUACGCUCAGAUGGCGAUUGGCGCUCCGACUGCCGGCAGCUGUUGGAUCUGAUGUGGCAGAGGCCAGAUUCACUGCCAUUCCGCGAGCCCGUCGAUACUAUUGAAUUUCCCGAUUAUUUGGAAAUCAUUGCCACACCGAUGGACCUGCGGACAGUCAAAGAGGAUCUGCUGGGCGGCAAUUACGAUGAUCCAUUAGAUUUUGCCAAGGAUGUGCGCCUCAUAUUCCUCAAUUCCAAGAACUAUAACACCAAUAAACGCUCACGGAUCUAUGCAAUGACUCUUCGUUUAAGUGCGCUCUUCGAGUCGCAUAUUAAAACGGUGGUAAGCAGCUGGAAGGCGGCUCGUAGACGCGCCAACAAGAACAAAUCGGGCAGCAGUGGACGUGGCUCCAGCAGCCCUAGCAAACGAACACCACCGGAUCGUGCCACACGGCGUACACAGAAACCAUCAGGUGCUGCCAGACGAUUACCAGCACACACAAGCGAGGAGGAUGAGGAUGAUGACGACGAUGAUGAUGAUGAUGACAGCGUGGCACAGCAACAAGCUCCGCGUGGCCCGCAGCGUGGCAAUAGGCGUCGCAAUGGCGUAGCUGCUAGUACCGCAAUUUCUAGCUCCAAUCGUGUUACAUCAUCGUCGUCUAACCCGCAGCAGCGCCGCCAUGAGAGUAGCAGUAAUUCGGACAGCGAUGAGGAAGAAGAGGAGGAGGAAACGACAUCGGAUGCCUCCAGCGAUGAAAAUGAGGAUGAUGAAGCGCACUCCAAUGGCAGCUCACCGCAGCAGGCACGUCGCCGUCGCGGACGACCAGCGCGCCAGAAUGUCAGUGAUGAUGAGACCAAUGCCAACGAUUCUGAAGAAAGCUAUAAUCCAAAUGAGCGGCGAGGCCGAGGCCGUGCAGGAGGUGGUAACAAGCGUAAGGUGAACAGCAAGCGAAGACACAACAACAAAAGACAUCGUUCGGAUCAGGACGGUCAGCAACCUGGUGGAAGUCGUGGGGCGGCUGCAGCCCAAACCCGUCGCACACGCCGUUUGCUUGGCAGCUCCGAAGAAGAAAAUCAUACCACAGCAUCCCAUUCCCAUCCAGAUGAUAGCACUCAGGACAGUCAGGCACCCAGAAAAAAAGGUCGGCCAGCAAAGAGCAAGAGUUCAACGACCGUUGGAAAUGGGCCAAGCACCAGUGCUGCCGCAGCUUCGGCGGGUUCCAGCGUUGAGAGUCCCUCACGAAAUACGCGUGCCAAUGGCGCCCGAUCACAGAAUGCUGCUGAAAAUGAUCACAGCUAUCAUUUGCCCGUUCGCAAUGGUCGUAUCAUUGAUUCAGAUACAGAUUCUCAUGGCCCAGUCGGGCGACCCACAAGGCAGAGUGCAAAACGUGCACUGAUGGAUUGGGCGCGUGGCAGUGAUAUCGAAGAAGAAGAGGAGGACGAUGAAAGCGAAGAGGCUGAAGAGAUUCUACCCACGCCCACGCCCACUAAGGACGACUUGCCGUCGACUAGUCGGGCUGCCUUAGGUCAAGCAGGUGCCUCUGCUACUGCCACGUCAUCACGGCAGCUGCGUACAAAUCGCAAUACCGUUGUAACUGCUGCCGCGGAGAGCGAAGAUGACGAUGACAGUGAUAAUGAGCCCUUGGCCAAUAACCAGCAAAAAACUGCCACUGGACCAGCAAAAACUAGCACACCAGCUCCGCAUCCGUUGACGUUGCGCCGACGUUUACCGUCAGUGCCACUUAGCACGCAUAUGACGCGAUCGCAUGCCACAUCAACAACUAGUAGCUCCACUCAGCAGGAACCAGCAAUGGCUGCGCAUGACCAUAACUAUUUAGGCAAUGAGUCAGCGGCGGCUUCUCGCGCACCUCGACGCGUGUUGUCGCGUCAUCAGCGUAAUGCGGAUGAACUGGACACAAGCAUCGAUCCGCUAAACAACUCACGUCUACUGUCUCUUAUGUCAAAUCCCAGACGUCCCACCUCUACAACAAACAAUGCAACAACACGUCGACUACGCGCCCGUACCAGUCAGGAGCAUUCCCAGAGUGAAGAAGAGGCACAAGCCGCAGAGCUGCCUGAAGAAGAGGAGGCCGCUGCCUCUGACGAAGGCACUGAUGGUGGUUCCAGCUCUCAGGGUAGCAACGAUGAUGAUGAUGAUAAUGAACCAACUGCCACAGACUCUGAAGACAAUCAGCCUCUAACCAGCUAUGUAUCACCCAGCAAUGGACGAACACGGCGUAAAACUAAAACCUCAUCUUCAUCAGCAGCGACUGUAACGCAGGGACGCGAACAGCGACAACGUCGUCGUGGUCGUGCACCUUCCGAUCAGUCUGCCAAUGAUGACGAUGAUGAUGAUUAUGAGGCUCCGCGUGGGCGCCCCAAUCGUCUUCGUAGUAAUCAGCGCAGCGGUCGCAAUCAGAAACGUCCGCGUUAUAAUGAGCAAUCAGAUGAGGAAGAUCAACAAGAGGGACACAGCCAGCGAAAGCGUAUCCGCAACGGCGAUGCUCAAGCCGCGACCAACAAUAAUAGCUCCCAAGAACGCGAGCAACAGCCCCACCUAGAGGAUGGCGACGGCAGUAGCACAGUAGACAGUGACGAACAACUGGUGAGCGUCAGCAGCCGGGGACGUGUGCGUAAGAUAUCAGCAAAAGCACGUGGCAUAUUUAAGGAUUAAAGUUGGGCCUUCAGCUG